UUGGCACAGUACUUUAAUGUUUUUUAAUGUUUGUCCCACAUUAAAAUAUAUUGAGUCAAUGACAGUGCAACUGUUCAUAUUAAAACGUUCUAAUCACAUUUUACAUGCACAUUUGUAUUCAGUAGUAAUCUUUUCAUAAAGGUACAUCAAAGUCCCAAAUCAAAUUCUUCACUGACAGUAGUGACAGUAUGUUAUUGACUCCCAAACGACAAAUAUUAUAAAACACGCUUCCAAGCUGAAAAUAAAUAUUUACUGUUGUCAGUCAGUGUUUAGACUCUUCUCUUUGAAUCUUGAUCUUCCACAAGUAUUGCUGUUGAUUAUAUUCCAUAUUUUUUUGAAGAACAUCGCAGACUAUAUAUUUACAGUAUUUCCACUGUCAGUUGAAAAGUUUAUCAUCAUAGUUUCAGUCUCUGGUUUCAGUCGCAAAAGGUUAAUUAAUUCUAUCGCCCCUUUGCACGGCCAUGUUUGAUAAAAUCAAAGCGGCCCGCACCCCCGGUUUGAAAAGUUAAAUUUCUGAAAUAUUCAAAAUUUGAAGCAUCACGUGACCAGCCUUUACCAGGGCCUUUGCUGCUUCGCCUCCUUCCUCAAUAGGCCCUGGGGACGAGGUUGCUCGCCGCUUCAGCUGUACCGGAAGUCGUUGUGGCGCCUCUGCCACUUGCCACGUUUACUACAAACCAAUUUCCACGCUUCCUUCAAAAGCUUGGUACUUGUAAAGCACAUUUGCAUUUGAGUUGUAGCGGCCCGGAAUGAGGAUGUGGAUUAAUAGAAAGGUUGUAUUCGUGUUCUGCGCUUGUGUGUUUUAUGUAUUUGCUUUACCAGCAGAUGCGGACGGCAAGAAUGAACGGGCGAAACCGCACGAGGACAAACUUUCGGACGAAGAGCACUUCAACCCGGAUGGCGAGCACAACGCUGAAUUUGAUAGAGAAGCUUUCCUCGGAGACAGGAAGGAUGAGUUCGACCAUUUGUCUCCCGAAGAGGCACAGAGGAGGCUUAAAAUUCUCCUAAAGCAAGUCGACACGGACGCCGAUGGUCAUCUGACUUCGGAAGAGCUCAAAGCUUGGGUGAAAGGGGUUUUCAAGAAGAAGAUGGUCGAAGGCAUGGAAAGCGAUAUAAAGGAAAAGGACAAGGAUGGAGACGGAUUCAUAAACUGGGAUGAAUUCUUAAAGGAUAGCUACGGGGACGAUGUUUCGGCCGAAGACGAAGAAAUGAAAAGAAUGAUUGACAGAGAUAGAAAACAUUACGAUGUAGCUGACGCCGAUAAAGAUGGGAAACUGACUGCAACGGAAUUCGGGAGCUUUUUGCACCCAGAAAGCAACCCUGAAAUGCAAGCUUUGAAUGCACAAGAAACUCUCGAAGGUAAGGGCUUGUUUUGUCAUAAUCGUAUAGCGAAAACUGUAAAGUUUUGAUAGCCUCAUAGCAGUUUUACAAAGCGUAAUUCUGACACGCAUUUACAGUAUUUAUAAAUUGAACAAGCUCGUUGCAUAAAUUAUGUACACAGACGUGUAGAAAUUGUACAAAAUUUAUUAUAACAGUUUUUAAAACAAAACCCGUACAAACUCACUUGUAUAUCAUCCUUUUGUGGUCGCUUAGACGUUUGUCUGUUAACAUAGGCCAUAAAAUAAACGAUGUAUUUAUUAUUUUAUUGACACUAAAAAUAAAGCAAUAUCUGACUAGUAUUGGCCCAGCUGUAUUUAAUAUGGAGUUGUAUUAUGGUUAUUUCACACGUGGGUUACAUGUAAACGGGUGGUUUAUUAUGAAAAUUCAUUUUCAUUAUUAUAUAUCAAGUGUUAAAAUUCUUGUAUUCCUGCAUCACAUAAUUGUUAAUAAUCUGGAAGUCAAGCAGUGAUUUUAUUAGCCUUUUUCAUGAAUUUGAGCAGGUGACCCAUUUAUCUUUAAAAAAAAUUGAAAAGGACACCCAAAAUUAGUAAAAGUUUCAGUUGAUAAUCAAUGAGUCGUUCCAGAAAAGAUCCACACUCUCCCCAUGGAAGAAAAAUUUGUAUCUGAUAAUAGUAAGUGUAUUAGGACAUCCGAGGGGAGGAGGGGUUAACUCCCAAUUUCCUCUGUGGGGGAGGUAUGGAUGUUUUCUGGAGUGACCCAAUAUGAAAUGGAGUUCAAUUUAAGAUUGAAAAUUUUCUUAAAAAAUUAUUGUAAGAAAAUAAUAAAUUCUGAAACUCAGAUGACCAACACAUGUUCCCCCUUGAACAUGGCCUUUUGAAUAUAAUGAGUGCUUGGAGUAUUCUAACAGCUGCCUGUCUUUGUUAUUUUCUCGUGUAGACAUGGAUAAAAACAAAGAUGGCAAACUCGAUCUGGAAGAAUUCCUUGGCGAGUGGAAAGAUCCGGACAGCGGCAACCAAGACGAACCCGACUGGGUGAAAGAAGAAACGGAAAGAUUCAAAAACGAGUUGGAUAAAAGUGGCGAUGGCGUACUGGAUACGGCUGAGCUAACGGCCUGGAUAACCCCCGAUACCGACACUACCCUCGUCGAAGAGGAAGUCAAACAUCUAAUUGACGAGAGCGAUGAUGACAAGGAUGGCAAACUUAGCGUGGAAGAAAUUAUUGCACAUCACGAUAUCUUCACCGGUAGUGAGGCUACCGAUUAUGGACAGGCCUUACCGAAGGAGGAACUAUAGACCAGUCUUAUAGACUUGUUUAGAGAUGAACAAUAAAUGCAUCUUUACAGAUUUUAAACUUGUUUCGAGAAGCUAAAAAAUGACAUUGUUUAUAUACAGUAUUUAAGAAACUUUUUUAGGAAUUUAGCUUAUUGAUGGCUUUCUACAGAAUUAUUAGACCAUAUUUGUCUCUAUAGUUAUUAAUGAAUGGUGUUAGUUUUCUAAAACCUAUAAAAAUUGACUACUUAUGCUUGUAUGCAGAACAAUAUGCACUAUUAAAUUAUUACUAUGGUU
Molecule: messenger RNA, 2903 nt
Organism: Paramuricea clavata
Lineage: Eukaryota; Metazoa; Cnidaria; Anthozoa; Malacalcyonacea; Plexauridae
Source: the annotation of a GenBank genome assembly